Alligator mississippiensis (American alligator) is the source of this 10047-nucleotide messenger RNA. RefSeq names its product Ral GTPase activating protein non-catalytic subunit beta (gene RALGAPB). The transcript has 30 exons. Lineage: Eukaryota; Metazoa; Chordata; Crocodylia; Alligatoridae. Gene Ontology annotation, biological process: activation of GTPase activity; regulation of small GTPase mediated signal transduction. Gene Ontology annotation, molecular function: GTPase activator activity. The coding region runs from base 319 to 4812 and encodes 1497 amino acids. The record is from RefSeq and is a predicted model, not a curated record.
UUUAUUAAACGCCCAAGCCUGAGGCGCACGCGCAAUCCAGGCUGGGGGAGCACGUGAAAGGGAAGGAAUUGAGCAGGGCAGGGUGGGGCGAGGCACGUGGAGGUGCGCAUGCGCAUUACGGGCAAGGCCUGGCCCCCUUGCGGUGAGUUUUCUGGCGCUGCCGGAAGUGCGAUCAAAGACCGAGGCUCCGACCCUGUCGCCUCAUCUCUCUUGCGAGCAUCAUGGAGCCGGAAGGCUGAGGGUGAAGCGGCGUCUCUGCACCCGACAUGCCCGCCGGUCCUAUUGGCGCAGGUGUUUCCUCUGUAGUGUAGAGGCAAUAUGUACUCGGAGUGGAGGUCCCUGCAUCUUGUCAUUCAAAAUGAUCAGGGUCAUACUAGUGUACUUCACAGCUAUCCUGAAAAUGUGGGGAGAGAAGUGGCAAAUUCAGUGGUGCGUCCCCUUGGGCAAGCCUUAAAUAUGCCAUCAGCAACCGGGAGUGAGAGUUUGUUAAAAACAGAUAAAGAAGUAAAGUGGACUAUGGAGGUGGUUUGUUAUGGUUUGACCCUCCCACUGGAUGGCGACACUGUGAAGUAUUGCGUUGAUGUAUAUACAGACUGGAUUAUGGCUCUUGUAUUACCUAAAGAGUCUAUUCCACUGCCAGUUAUUAAGGAACCCAAUCUCUAUGUUCAGAGCAUUCUCAAGCACCUACAGAAUCUCUUCGUACCAAGGGCAGACCCAGGGUCCAUUCAGAUGAGGCUGUGCCUGCAGGUUUUGAAAGCUGUCCAGAAACUGGCUCGUGAAUCAAGCAUCAUGGCCCGAGAAACCUGGGAGAUUUUAUUAUUAUUUCUUCUACAGAUUAAUGACACCCUGCUGGCAGCUCCAACUGUGCAAGGUGGCAUUGCUGAGAAUCUGGCUGAGAAGUUGAUUGGUGUGCUUUUUGAAGUGUGGUUGCUAGCUUGUGCUCGGUGCUUUCCAACACCACCUUAUUGGAAAACUGCCAAGGAGAUGGUAGCCAACUGGCGCCAUCAUCCAGCUGUGGUGGAACAGUGGAGCAAGGUUAUCUGCGCCCUUACAUCCAGAUUGCUACGUUUCACAUAUGGACCUUCAUUUCCUCCAUUUAAAAUCCCUGAUGAAGAUGCUGGUCUGAUUCCUCCUGAAAUGGAUAAUGAAUGCAUUGCACAGACUUGGUUUCGCUUUUUACAUAUACUCAGUAAUCCUGUGGAUUUGAGUAACCCAGCCAUUAUUAGUUCUACCCCCAAAUUUCAGGAGCAGUUCUUGAAUGUGAGUGGAAUAACCCAAGAAUUGAAUCAAUACCCCUGCCUUAAACAUCUGCCUCAAAUAUUCUUUCGUGCCAUGCGUGGGAUCAGCUGCUUAGUGGAUGCUUUUCUAGGCAUUUCACGACCUCGGUCAGACAGUGCUCCCCCCACACCAGUAAAUAGGUUGAGUAUGCCCCAGAAUGCUGCUGUCAACACAACUCCACCUCAUAACCGAAGGCAUCGGGCUGUGACUGUGAACAAGGCAACAGUGAAAACUGGCACUGUAAGCACUACUCACACGUCAAAAGUGCAGCAACAGGCAUCCUCCACCUCGCCGUUGUCGAGCCCAAACCAGACAAGUUCUGAGCCUCGGCCACUACCUGCACCUCGAAGGCCAAAAGUUAACAGCAUCUUGAACCUCUUUGGAUCGUGGUUGUUUGAUGCAGCAUUUGUUCACUGUAAACUUCAUAAUGGAAUAAAUAGAGAUGGCAGCAUGACUGCUAUAGCAACACAAGCUAGUGUGGAGUUUCGUCGGAAAGGAUCACAAAUGUCCACAGACACUAUAGCUUCCAAUCCCAUGUUUGAUGCAAGUGAAUUUCCAGACAACUAUGAAUCAGGAAGAGCAGAAGCCUGUGGAACACUGUGUAGAAUAUUUUGUAGCAAGAAGACUGGGGAGGAAAUACUGCCAGCUUACUUAUCCCGAUUUUAUAUGCUUUUAAUCCAGGGUUUGCAGAUAGCAGAUUUCAUUUGCCACCCAGUGCUGGCCAGCAUAAUCCUAAAUUCCCCUCCUUUGUUCUGCUGUGACCUGAAGGGGAUUGAUGUUGUGGUUCCUUACUUCAUAUCAGCUCUUGAAACUAUUUUACCUGACAGAGAGCUCUCCAAGUUUAAAAACUACAUAAACCCUAUAGAACUAAGAAGAGCUUCUAUUAAUAUCUUGCUGUCCUUGUUGCCCCUCCCUCAUCAUUUUGGGAUUGUAAAAUCUGAGGUUGUCCUGGAAGGAAAGUUCAGCAAUGAUGAGAGCUCUUCUUAUGACAGACCUGUAACCUUCCUUUCCUUGAAGUUGAGGCUUGUGAAUAUUUUAAUAGGGGCUUUGCAAACUGAAACAGAUCCCAACAACACCCAGAUGAUACUAGGUGCAAUGUUAAAUAUUGUUCAAGAUUCAGCACUCUUAGAAGCCAUUAGCUGUCAGCUGGAAACGAAUGGUGGAGAAAAUAGCCUCUUGAAAAGCCACAGUCGCACUAACAGUGGCAUUAGUACAACAAGUGGAGGAAGUACUGAGCCUACAACGCCAGAUAGUGAGAGACCAGCACAAGCUCUUCUACGAGAUUAUGCUCUUAAUACAGAUACAGCUGCUGGACUACUGAUUCGCAGUAUUCAUCUUGUAACCCAAAGACUCAACUCACAGUGGAGGCAAGACAUGAGUAUUUCGCUAGCUGCAUUAGAACUUCUUUCUGGAUUGGCAAAGGUGAAGGUUGUUGUUGAUUCAUCUGACAGGAAGAGAGCUAUUAGUUCAGUAUGUAGCUAUAUUGUGUACCAGUGCAGCCGUCCAGCCCCACUCCACUCACGAGAUCUUCACUCUAUGAUAGUUGCAGCAUUUCAGUGCCUCUGUGUCUGGCUCACUGAACACCCUGAUAUGCUGGAUGAGAAGGACUGUUUAAAAGAAGUGUUGGAGAUUGUGGAAUUGGGUAUCUCAGGAAGUAAAUCCAAAAACAGUGAACAAGAGGUCAAAUACAAAGGAGAUAAAGAGCCAAAUCCUGCAUCCAUGAGGGUGAAGGAUGCAGCUGAAGCUACAUUAACAUGCAUUAUGCAGUUACUUGGAGCAUUUCCUUCACCCAGUGGCCCUGCCUCUCCUUGCAGCUUGGUGAAUGAAACCACCUUAAUUAAAUGUUCUGGUCUGCCUACUAUAAACAAACACAGCUUUCGCUACUUUGUUUUGGAUAAUAGUGUCAUCCUUGCAAUGUUGGAGCAGCCUCUAGGGAAUGAACGGAAUGACUCUAUUCCCUCUGUCACAACUUUGGUUCGUGGGACGUCUGGAAGAUUUGCAUGGGCCCAGCAGCUUUGCCUUUUACCAAGAGGAGCCAAAGCAAAUCAAAAGCAGAUGUUCAUACCAGAACCACGACCAACUCCUAAAAACAACGUUGGGCUCAAAUACACCGUGAAGCACCGACCCUUUCCUGAAGAGGUGGACAAAAUUCCAUUUGUAAAAGCUGACUUAAGCAUUCCAGACCUCCACGAAAUUGUUAAUGAGGAAUUGGAAGAACGACAUGAGAAGCUGAGGAACGGCAUGGCCCAACAGAUUUUUUAUGAGACUUCCAUAGACCAGAAGAGUGAAGAGGAGUGGCGCAAGAAGAGCUUCCCUGACCCAGUCACUGAGUGCAAACCUCUACCUCCUGCACAGGAGUUCCAGACAGCACGCCUAUUCCUGUCACACUUUGGAUUUCUGUCACUGGAGGCACUGAAGGAACCUGCUAACAGUCGUCUACCUCCCCACCUGAUUGCACUUGAAUCUACUCUUCCUGGGUUUUUUGAUGACCUUGGCUACUUGGAUCUGCUGCCAUGUCGUCCUUUUGAUACUGUUUUCAUUUUCUACAUGAAGGCAGGCCAGAAAACAAGCCAAGAGAUUCUAAAGAAUGUAGAGUCUUCCAGAAAUGUUCAACCACACUUCCUAGAGUUCUUGUUGUCUCUUGGUUGGUCAGUUGAUGUGGGAAAGCACCCUGGUUGGACUGGACAUAUUUCGACUAGUUGGUCUAUUAACAGUUGCAGCAAUGAAGAAGAACCUGAACAAGAUGAAGUUAUUUCUUCAGAAGAUGUUGGGGCAAGUAUCUUCAAUGGGCAGAAGAAGGUGUUAUAUUAUGCUGAUGCCCUGACAGAAAUAGCUGUUGUUGUCCCAUCACCAAUGGAGCCCUUAACUGAUUCUUUGGAAAGCAGUGUCUCUGACCAAGAGAAUGAUUCUAACAUGGAUCUAAUGCCUGGGAUACUAAAGCAGCCAUCUUUGACACUUGAACUUUUUCCCAAUCAUGCAGACCAUCUCAGUUCCUCACAGCGGCUCAGUCCUACUUCCAGAUCAAAGAAGGUGCCUCAGGGCCGAACCAUUCCACCAAUGGGACCUGAAACCAAGGUGUAUGUGGUCUGGGUUGAACGUUAUGAUGAUAUAGAAAACUUUCCCCUCUCUGAUUUGGUUUCUGAGACCAGCACUGGUGUAGAAACUACAGCAAAUAGUAGUACUUCCCUAAGAUCUGCAAGCCCUGAAAAGGAGGUUCCUGUGAUUUUUAUCCAUCCUUUAAACACUGGGUUAUUCAGGAUAAAAGUGCAAGGAGCUACUGGGAAAUUCAACAUGGUCAUUCCACUGGUGGAUGGAAUGAUUGUUAGUAGGAGAGCUCUUGGUUUCUUAGUGAGACAGACGGUAAUAAACAUUUGCCGAAGAAAGAGGCUGGAAAGUGAUUCAUACAACCCCCCACACGUCCGUCGAAAACAGAAAAUAGCUGAUAUUGUCAAUAAAUACAGAAACAAGCAGCUUGAGCCAGAGUUUUAUACUUCACUUUUCCUGGAGGUUGGGCUCAAUAACUGUAAUCCCUAGAUCAAUAUUCUUAUCAGAACUUGGUGGCUACAGUAACAAAAAUGGAUAGAUGAAAAAGCUAAAUGCAAAAAAAACCCCUCCCCUAUGCCAUUCGGAAUAGAGGAAACCACAUGCUAUCAUGGAGUCAGCGGAUACCAUGUGAGAAGAAUGAGAAACAGGCCCUUACCCUUCAGAUUUUCUUAGUGAAUCCAUAUGUGUUCACAACACCACAUCCUCAGCUGAAGAGACCAAAAUUAUAUUGCUUUCACUAUUUAAGACUUUUCCCCAGUUUUUGAGCAAGAAAAAAAAUACAGCAAAUGUGUAGCUCUGACAGCUUUUCACGUUCAGAGAGGAAAAAAAGACAUUAUACAUAGGCACAGAAACAAACGGCUAAAAACUCAUACCUCACUCUCUGCUUCUGGAGAUUUGGUUCAAGAGCUAAUACUGAGACCAGUUUCAUUCAAACCAGUGCAAUCUAAAAUGUGGUAGCUGGGUAUUAAAUUACCCUACCUAGCCUCAACCACUUGCUCCUUUCCAGUUUUCAUGAAUAGUGGAAACAUCACCUCUUACCCCUAUUAUCUAAUCUAGCCUAAUAAGAGGCAGAAACAAUUGAUGUCUCAUCUCACAAAAAGCCCAUAAUCCAAAUACAAACUUCUGUUUCUGCAUGUGAUAGCAGAAAAUAAACAUAUCUAGCCUAAGACUGGAAUGAAAGACACCUGAAUAUAACUAUACUUUAAAGACAAACUAACAGAAUCUCCCCUUCCAGCUUCCUAUGAAGUCAGGAGCCAGUCUCCAGAACAUGCAACUCCCACCAGGAUUUAAGUAGAAAGUUUAAAAAUUCCUCCAAAAAUGAUCUGCCCAUAACCAUUUACUUCAUGUAAUAGAAGGAAGUCAGGGAAAGUAGUUUAAAAACAGCAGGUCAUGAAUUCAAAGUUGAAGUUAUGAUACCAUAAUUGUCUUUCAAUAAAUUUCAGAAUUACUUUUGGUGUUGGAAAUUAUUCAGCUGUAUGCAGGUUUUAUUUUUUUCCCAGGCAUAAACAAUGCCUGAGGUAACUUGAUUUUUAAUAAUUUUUAAAUAAAUAGCUGAGUUUUCUUGAGGUCAUUUAUACACAAAGCUUAGAUAUUCAGGUCUGUUGCAAAAUAUUCUUUAUUUAAAUACGGUUUGAUAUUUUUUUUUUUUGUAGGUGAUCAAUGAACCUUUUAAAACUGGCUAACCUGCCUGCUUAAGUUUAAAUUGAAAUAUCUUUCUCUAUAAGAGACUGUUCAGAGUAGCAUGCAUGGUGGGGAUGGGACUAUAUUUUAUGUUCAGAACAAUAGCUUUCCUUUCGCAGAUUGGGAACAGGAAUUUUGGGGCUUGCCUAACAGAUAAUGUUUUCAUGUUUAAUAUUGUAUGGGUGUUAAGUGCUCCUCCAUAUUAAACCCCUUAGAGCAACAUUUUUGAAUGGGGGGCCACUUUAACAGAGCUUGGCUCUGAGCAUGGGCUCUUUUCAACCUGACUUGUGCCACAGUCUCCACUCUCCCCUGCAAUGCUCCUGCUGCCACCAGCACUUCUCCCUGCCACCCACUCAGCCCAUUGGCAAAGCACCCCACCACAGAAGGCCUUCAGCUCUGUGGGCUGGAUAAAGUGGCUCAAUGGUUGGAUCUGGCCCAUGGGUCAUAGGUUAACAAUGACUACCCUAAAGAACACUCACCUUUUCUGUAUUAUCUUUUUUCAUACUUGAGGCCACUUUUACAUGUGCUCUGGAGAGUUGGGGAGCAGCAUUUUAAUUAGAGUGGCUCCAAAAGCUGCUCCAAUUAAAAUGCCACCAUGUCUCCUGUAUCAGUGUCCCCACGCUUAAAAAUGGCAGUGGAGGUGCUUGAACUAAAGCUUAUUCAACACACUUUAGUUCAAGUGCCCCCACCACCUUUUCUAAGUGCGGAGAUGCUGAUACACAAGAUGAAGAGGCAGCUGGAGCGUGACAGUUGCAGAUUAAUUGAGUCUACUCCAAUGUGCUGGAAUUCCAGCAUGUUGGAGCAGCCUCACUGCUUAUGUAUAGGCACUCUAAAUGAUCACAGCUUUGACAUCCUAUUUAUAAUGAUUAAUAAGCAGCUACAUCCUAAUUCAACAUGAACUAUUUUGAAGAUGGUGUUCUUUUGGCUUGUUUGUAUUCAGCAGUAGCUUCUGAUUGCAAUGAUCUUCUUUUCUAGUGAUUAAUUGGAAGUGGCCUGUUGCCUUUUACAGCAGUGUAAGCAUUCUUAAGCUUUAAACUCUGUCUUCUCAUUGACCAGAUCAUUAGUUUUGAAGAAAACAUCUAAAAAAACCCAUACAAAUAUACAUUUAUUUCUUUGCCAAGAGGCAAAAUAGCCUGGAGUUUGUAAUUAGGUUCUGGAUCCUAUGAACAGUGACAGCCAUUUAUCAUAAAGUAACUAUCUUCCAGUCUGUUUGAGCUCCUCUACUUUAGUCACCUUUCUGGGAACCUAAUUUUAAAUUUGGACAUGGAAAUAACUAACAAAUGCAAAAGACAGAAAAAGUUUCCUUUUUAUAUCAUUAUCUUGACUUAUGUUCAGAUACUGAUGGGCUCAUCAGAGGGACACAAGAAGUCAGUUAUUGACAUGCUACAUUUCACAAUCCACUGCAGUACUGUACUGAAAAUCUUUCAGGAUCUCCCAAAACAAUUUCAAUCUAUGUUAUAAUAAUUAUUAUUUGAUCCUUCAGUAUAAUUGACGUUUAUCUGAAGACAACCUAUAAAUAGGUUAUAUGAAAGUAUUAGUGUAAGUAGGGGUUUGGAUACCUCUCCAGUUUAUUACAUAAUAGAAUUUCAGAAACUUUUAUUAUGCAUCACAACAAAGAAAAAAUACCUACGCCAUAUAACUUGCACACUUUUUUUACAAAGAAUAAACAAAAAUAUGUGCUCUAAAAAUCCACAUGAAAAAUUUUCAUAAUAUUUCAAAGAAAAGGGGAGUUAGGUGGUGGUGCGCAGCGCUCACAGUAUACUAACAUACUCAUCUCGUACAUCCUAAGCUCUGGGUUCAUACCAAAAAGAGACCCACGCAAAAAAACUGCUGCAAAAUUUGGCAUGCUUGCUCACCCAUAUUUAUAUGAUGCUCAGGAUUAUAAUACCAGGGAGUGCUGCGAGUCAGAGUUGAGGUGCAUUCGCAGAGCUGUGUAGGGGAGCCUUUACAGCUUGAUGUACCUAUUUGAUCCAAUCAACGUGACCAACCACAUUUAGUCCGCUGAUUUUAAUGUCAUGACGAAUGCAUGCAUAAUAAAAGUAAACAUACAGAGCAAUCAAACGUCUGCACAUGAACAAUAAGUUUUAAAAAACAAAACACUGGAACUAUAAAUACAUUUUUGAAAAAUGUAAAUAUAAGAAGAACCAUUAGCUUGCAUACUAAUGAACUUCAAAAGACAUCAUCUUUCAGUUAUUGGGACAUGAAGAAAAGUGUUAUGUAACAUCAGCACAUCUGUAUUGAGAAAAACCAGGAGUAUUUUCUACAAUGGAAGCCAAGAUAGUCGUAUUACUUGCUUUCAAAUAGUAUUACAAAAAGAUUAAAUAUUAAAGAGCUGUUCUUCAGCAAAAAAUAUUUUGUUGUUUAGUUCAGGACUUCUAUACUGAUAUUUUCUAUUGAAGCAUGAGUUUUUUAGUAUAGAGCAAGGCACCUGUGUCAAGUAAUCAAUUUAGAAGGUAUCACAGCUUGUGUCAAAGGUCUUGGAAGAAGAAAGCUGUUACCUGUGUCACUAAUGUGUUUAUCACAGAGCCUUUGAAACAGACUUUAUAAUUUUCUGACAUGGCCUUAUUUUGAUUUUAGAAUCAGUUGUUUAACAUGUUACACACAAGUGUAACAAAGUGUAACCCACGCAAAAAACCUACUGUGGACAUUAAUGGUCUGAGAUGUGAAAAGAAUUAAUUUUAUGAAGCCACACUGUCUAGUUCAAAACUAUUCUCAUUUACACAAACUCAAAGAAUGUUCUAUAUAUUUAGGUGAAUGUUGCAUACAGUGAUAUCCCUUCUUUGCAGCUACGUGCAUCAGAGAAAAUCACAGGAAAUGCUGUUUAUUCCCUCAGCUGUUCAGAUAAGUUUGUUGACUUCUUCCAAUAAAAUAUUAACCGUUCAUAAAAUGUAAACACUGAAAUGAUUGCUAAUUUAGAGACAUAUUUUGGCUCUGUUGCAGUCAGUGUAAUGUAACCUCAAGCAUUUUCUCUGAACUACCAGGUGAAAUAAGAGCAAUUUACCUUGCUCAUCCCCUAAAGGACCACUCUCAGAUUAAAAAUCCAGAUUGCCUUGCAAUUUGCUUCUCAUGACACUUAUUCAAACUUAACAUUUAAAAGACCAUUUUUAUUACUGGUUCAUGUAUAUGUAGCUUAUCUUUAGCCUAGUGUUAGGCAUGGCACCUUGCUACAUUAUUUAGGUUGUAACUAUUACUUAAGAAUAUUUAAAUGUAAACUUUUUUACAUAGUAGAAAUUUUUUAAUUACGGUUCAUAAUUUUUUUAACUGAUAGUAUCCCUUUAAAUGGUAUAGUGUGUCAGGAAAAUUUGAGAGUAACAUACUGUCAUCUUGUUUGCAUUUCUGUAUUGCAGUUGUAGCAAUUUCAGUAUGGUACUAAAUUAAAAUUACUUAAAGGGGUAUUGCAAAUUUACAACAAAUUGUAAGUGGAAAAAUGUGUGUGUUAACAAUUAGAUGCCUGCACAGAUAGCUUCUUCUGCAGGAAAGCUAUUGAUGGGGAAAGAAGUUGGUUAUUUGUAACUUAACAUUAAAUUACUGGUUUCCCAAAAGGUGGCUGUUCAUUUCUCUCAUACAGUGUUCUGAAUGUUUAGCCCAGAAGGAUAACAAUUAAAUUUGACUUUCAGUGACGAUAAACAAUUAAAUGUGAUUUAACUAUUACACAAUUUAAGAAUUGACGUCUUUGAAAGAACAAAUAUACAUUUUUCACAAUGGGUUUUAACAGAAGUAGUUUUAAAUGAGGUUGUCUGGUAUGAUGUGCUUAAAAUCAUGUACAAUUUGUAUGAAUUUCUGUAUGUUGCCAAGACAAGAUCUUUUUGUUCUUACUGUAUUUUUAUGUAAAUAAUACUUGCGGUAAGUUGUAAAGUAAAGAAAAACUGUAAAUACAAAGAUGUGAACUAUGUUCCGUUGUCUCUAGUACUAUAUUUCUUGUUUAGGGAAAGAAGACAAAGGCUUGUUUGUAUUUAUGCCAAUUCUUUGUCCACAAGAAACACAUCAAAUAUUGAAUGUAACACAACUAGUCUAAUAAAUUUUAAAGAAAUUCUUAUCUAUUAA